Molecule: messenger RNA, 1913 nt
Organism: Periophthalmus magnuspinnatus
Lineage: Eukaryota; Metazoa; Chordata; Actinopteri; Gobiiformes; Gobiidae
Gene: angptl1a
Product: angiopoietin-like 1a
Exons: 6
Coding region: 262-1725 (487 amino acids)
Biological process (GO): cell surface receptor protein tyrosine kinase signaling pathway
Source: RefSeq, a predicted model, not a curated record
UGUGAAAAACUCAAGGCAUCAGUUGUGAGAGCGCAGUGUGAUGUUUGGAAGUAUCCAGCUUUUGAACCAUGCCCCAUACCAAGGACAGCUGAGCAGAGGGGUAUAAGGACUAAAAGAGGACUGUGGACUAGAGCGCACCGCAAUGAAGACCCUACAGACGUGAAAGAGGCAAUCAAAGGGAGCGAGUACUACUACUUGAAAUAACAAGUGAGGCCUGGUACUGGAGUAGCCCUGUAGCAUCCGUCCUGAGCAGCAGCAGAUAUGCAGGGGCUGAUGUGGGCUCUAUGUUCCCUGCUCUGCCUCUCCGUCUGGGAUCAAAGUUACUGCCGGACCUCCAGGGAAGCCCACAGGAGCAGGGAGCCAUCACUGCAGCGAAGGAAACGAGCUCCCGCAGAUCCUGAUGCUAAAAAAUGUUCCUAUACAUUCCUGGUGCCUGAGCAGAGGAUCACAGGCCCAAUCUGUGCCAGCACCACAGGCCCGGAGCCAGACAAGGACCGGGUGACCCGUAUGGACAUUGCAGAUGUGCGGGAAGUGCUUAGCAAACAGCGGCGUGAGAUCGAGACACUGCAGCUGGUGGUGGAUGUGGAUGGGAACUUGGUGAAUGAGAUGAAGCUGCUCAGGAAGGAGAGCAGGAACAUGAACUCCAGGGUGACCCAGCUCUACAUGCAGCUGCUGCAUGAGAUCAUCCGCAAGCGGGACAACUCUCUAGAGCUGGCCCAGCUGGAGAACCGCGUACUGAACGUGACCUCAGAGAUGAUGCGGCUCGCCUCCCGCUACAAGGAGCUGGAAUCCCGCUAUGCCAACAUGGCCGCUGUGGUCAACAACCAGUCUGUUCUCAUCACUGCGCUGGAGGAGCAGUGCAUGAGAACCAUAGGGCGCGGUGAGCUGCCUGUUGUCCCACCACUGGUCCAGGUGGUGCCCCAGAACAUACCUGUCAAUCACCGCCUCAACAAUGAGAUACAGAGAGUCAACAGCAACAACAGGGCCUUCCCCCGAGGGUCCCGAAUGAACUCUCCUACCGCGAGUCCUUUAGGGGAUAAUCCAGCUCCAGACGGCACCCUUACCUCUGAUGGUCCGUUCAAAGACUGCUACCAGGUGCGUCAGGCGGGGCACAGCACGAGUGGGAUGUACCUGCUGAAGACUGAAGGCAGCGAGCGGCUCAUUCAGGCCUGGUGUGAACACAGCCUGGACAAUGGGGGUUGGACGGUGCUACAACGCAGAAAGGAUGGCUCUGUGAACUUCUUCAGAAACUGGGAGAACUACAAGAAAGGAUUUGGCAACAUUGACGGGGAGCAUUGGCUGGGACUAGACAAUAUCUAUAACUUGGCCAAACAAGGAGACUAUAGGCUGAUGAUUGAGCUGGAGGACUGGACAGGGAAGAAGGUCUAUGCGGAGUACAGCAGUUUCCGUUUGGAGUCGGAGAGUGAAGGAUACCGGCUCAGACUGGGAACGUACCAGGGCAACGCAGGAGACUCUUUCACCAGCAAUAACGGGAAACAGUUCACCACACUGGACCGGGAUAAAGACGCAUUUACUGGUAACUGUGCUCACUUCCAUAAGGGUGGCUGGUGGUACAAUGCCUGUGGUCAAACCAACCUGAACGGGGUCUGGUACAGUGGAGGGGUCUACCGCAGCAAGUUUCAGGAUGGGGUCUUCUGGGCCGAGUACGGGGGAGGAUACUACUCUCUCAAAUCAGUUCGCCUCAUGAUAAGACCAAUCGACUAAAAUUUACACGGGAUGGAAGCAAAUACCUAUAGGACAUUUGUACUAAUUAUCAGCACAUUCAUCUUGUAAAGUAAAGAUUCUCAGAGACAGGAGCAGGCCUUCAAAUUCCAAAGAUACAACUUUGACUCUAACCAAAAUGGAGACUAAUGGCUGCAUCCUGGCUAAGUAGUGACUGCUUUCCAGAUUCA